This is a messenger RNA of Epithele typhae, 999 nucleotides long. RefSeq lists its product as uncharacterized. Lineage: Eukaryota; Fungi; Basidiomycota; Agaricomycetes; Polyporales; Epitheliaceae. Bases 1 to 999 code for a protein of 332 amino acids. The transcript has 5 exons. The record is from RefSeq and is a predicted model, not a curated record.
AUGGGUCACCAGCCAAUCACUCGGGGGGCAACAGAAGAGUGUCUCAUUCAUGUUAUAAACGUUGGAGUGGGAGCGUGUCCUGCGGUGGUUGGGAGGAGGAGAGGCCGAGAGGCAGCGCUCGCUGCCGAGCGUCAUCCGACGCUCUACUACGACGACGGCAACGUCGUCCUCUCCGGCUCACCCAAGACGGCCAACGCCAACAUUUCCGGUCCACAAGUCCGUUCUCGCUCGACAUUCCCCCGUGCUCGCCGAUCUCUUUGCCCUCCCCCACUCCUCUCCAAUGGGUCCGCGACGGAGAUUGCAGAGAUGCAGGACAGCAUCGACGACCUCGUCAGCUUCCUCACCAUGUUCUACGAUCCACUGGACCGCAUACAAGCGCUUCAACCCAACACACCCGUGCUCGUCCAAGGUGCUCUCAAGCUCGCCGCCAAGUACGAGUGCGAGGCUCUCCGCCACCAGCUCAUCGCCUCCCUCGAGGCCGACUGGCCACAGACCCUCGCCCAGUGGGACGCCCGCCGCGCCGAGGCCGUCCUCCUCCGCUCUGAGCACGCGCUGCAGGUGCACGGCCGCGUCGCCGGCCUCUACCUCGACGACCGCCUGCCCGAGCCCGCGUCCGCGAUCCGCACCGGCCGCCUCCGCUUCGGCGCGCGCACCGCGCGCUGGCGCCUGCUCGACACCCGCGACCUGAUGCGCCUCGUCCGCGGCCAGAAGCUGCUCGCCGCGCACACGCGCGCGAUCGGGACGGACGUGUUCGGGACGCGGUGCCCGCGCGGCUCGCGCGGGUGCACCAAGGCGCGGGGGGACUGCUGGAGGUACUUCCAGGAGAACGCGCCGAACUCGCUCGAGGACCCGCUCGACAUCCUGCACGACUGCAUGCGGCUCGACAGCCUCUUCAGCGAGCUCCCGUGCGCCUCGUGCACGCGUGAGAUCGUCGUCAUGGCGGAGAAAAAGAGGAGGGAGCUCUGGCGGAGCCUGCCUGCGGUGUUCAACCUCCAGUGA